Molecule: messenger RNA, 918 nt
Organism: Elaeis guineensis (African oil palm)
Lineage: Eukaryota; Viridiplantae; Streptophyta; Magnoliopsida; Arecales; Arecaceae
Product: pathogenesis-related protein PRB1-2
Cellular component (GO): extracellular region
Source: RefSeq, a predicted model, not a curated record
CCCUAGCCAUCUCACCCAUCACACACUCUUCCUCUGUUAAACCAACGAGAAUGGGGUUCUCAAAGGUUGCAUUUUCUCUUGCUAUCGUGAGCGCCAUUUGCCUUUCCACCAUCCAUCUUGCCCAAGCCCAGAAUGAGUACCUCGGCCCCCACAACGCCGCCCGAGCGGCGCUGGGCCUGCCCCGCAUGAGUUGGAACCAGAAUCUAGCAAACUUCGCCCAGAGGUACGCCUCCCAGCGUGUUCGGGACUGCAGGCCUAUUCCCCCACCCGGCCCCUAUGGCUGGAACAUUUACAUCGGCACCCGCGGCAGGGACACUCCCUCCGCUGCGGUGGCCUCAUGGGUGAGUGAGAAGCAGUAUUACCGCUGCCCAUCCAACACUUGUGCUGCAGGGAGGACAUGCUCGCACUACACGCAGGUGGUGUGGAGCACAUCGACGCAGCUCGGUUGCGCACGCAUGAGAUGCAACAACGGUAACUACUUCAUCAUGUGCAGCUACAACCCACGUGGCAACCUGCCAGGGCAGCGGCCAUACCGUUGCGUCCGUGAGGAAGCGAUGGAGGCUGUGAGAGGUGCCAUGGGGGAGCUUGUUGAAGUGGCCGUGGAGGAGGCCAUGGAAGGAACUGUGGAGAUGGCCGAGGCAGAAGCUGCGGAUGUGGAGGAGGAUGUUAUCGCUCGGGUAGUGUGAUAGGAGAGUGACAUGGCCCUCCCUGUGUAUCCCUUUUCUCUCGCUUGCUCGUUUGGUGAAGCUCGAAAACGAUGCUUUAUAGCCGGCCCACCCUGCUGUGUUGAAGCAUGGUUGCCGUUGUAUUGUGAUGUGUGUGCGCGCGCGCGCGCGCGCGCGUAUAUAUAUAUAUAUAUAUAUAUAUAUAGCACCUCGAGGUUUGUGUUUUUGUAUUUCCUAUCAAAUAAAUGAAAGG